AGGAAACUGUUUCUUGUCGGACAAGUUGAGCGGUUGCACCCUAUUCCUAAAAUCAACAUGGCGUCUGGGUACAUGCUAUUUCGUGGUUCUGUGACAUUUGGAAUUCACUGUCAGAGUAUUUGUAGAAGCGUAUCAUUAUCACAGGUUAGAGAGAUGAAACGAUGGAUGAAAGCGUACACAUACCUCAUGGCAAAGAAGUUAAAGCUCGAGGGACCUCCGCCACCGACGCCACGAUCUCAAAAGCCUAACUGGGAUUACCAUGCUGAAGUUCAAGCUUUCAGCACCCGCCUCCAUGAAAAUUUCUCCCUGGAGCUACUGAAAACAGCCUUUGUCAAUCCAUGUUACUUGGAAGCAGAACAACAGAGGAGACAGGGGUUAGGAGUGGACACUGGGAUUGCCGCUCUUGUCCUGAAAGAUAACAGUCAACUGAGUGAAAAGGGAGAUAGUUUUACCAAAAGCUUCCUCAAUGAGUGGUGCAGGGCGAACUUCCCGAAUCUGCCAACUGAAGGGGUGGAGAGUAUUGUAGGGUACCUCACCAGUACAGUAGUUGUGACUUAUGUAGCAAGAAAUCUUGGUAUCGAGGAUCUUGCCAUGAGUGCCGAAUGCCCUGUUCCUGAUCAUGUGCUCUAUUCCACAUUCAUGGCGGUAAUUGGAGCUCUACAGGAGAGCAGUGGAGCAGACCGAGCAGGAUUCUUUCUUAGGGAUUUUGUGAUCACUCAGCUUAUAGGAAAGGACUUGUUUGAUAUGUGGACAGUGGUCAAUCCCAUGGGACUACUGGUGGAUGAGCUUACUAAGAGAAACAUUCCUCUGCCAGAGCCUCGACUAAUCAGGUCUGCUGGAGCCAGUACAGUUCUGCCACUGUACUUUGUUGGCUUGUACAGUGAAAAGAAACUUCUUGCACAGGGACCAGGAGAGACACUUAUAGCAGCCGAGCAAGAGGCAGCAUACGUAGCACUUCGAAGACUUUAUGGCUUCACUGAGAAUCGCAGACCCUUUGACUUCUCUCCACAACAGCAGCAUCAGCAGACAUUAACUCAGUCAGUCAGCAGCAAUUAAUAAAGUUACAACUUCACUGCUUCAAUGUGAAAUGAUUUAUAGAAGAUGAAUCAGACAAGACAGUGGCAUGUUCCUGGUCAAGAUCUUGUGAAAAUGAUUUCCUCAGUACAGAUCAUACAGCUAAUGGAUUGUUGGGACAAGGUAAAAAUGUAAUUUCCCCAUGCAAGAGAAAAUAAAAUUAUCAAAAUAAUCUGAUUUGAGCUGUUUGUCAGUCUAAAAAAAUAUAUCAAGCCCACUUGCCCUCCAGUUUAUGACGACUAAUAAUCAGAUUCAGAAGUGCAUGGUAGUCGUUGUAAUGUCUGGGUGUUCAUGUAAAUAAUAAAGUUGCCAUUUGGUUUGCGCUAUUCUUUUAUAACAUGUUUUUACGUAAUAAAAAGCAACGCAAGUACAUCAUGA
Betta splendens (Siamese fighting fish) is the source of this 1452-nucleotide messenger RNA. It is a transcript of the gene mrpl44, whose product is annotated as mitochondrial ribosomal protein L44. The record is from RefSeq and is a predicted model, not a curated record. Lineage: Eukaryota; Metazoa; Chordata; Actinopteri; Anabantiformes; Osphronemidae. Gene Ontology annotation, cellular component: nucleus. Bases 58 to 1056 code for a protein of 332 amino acids. Gene Ontology annotation, biological process: primary miRNA processing; regulation of gene expression; rRNA processing. Gene Ontology annotation, molecular function: double-stranded RNA binding; ribonuclease III activity. The transcript has 4 exons.